CAUUGAUUAGAUGUUUGAAAAUCAAGGAAAAAAAAUCACAAUACAAUCAGUAAUCUUCUUGUCAUUGCAUUGCAACUGACAAAUUAGAAUCAGUCGUUUCGCUAAUUAGUAUGGACAUGACAAGAAGCAUCCAUAAUUAACAAACAGCCAGUGCCAGCUGUGACCUGUUUCAGAGAACCAAUUCAAUGGCCUUUCUUAAAUGAAUCCUAACUCUACAUAAUUUCUUUUUAACCAAACAUAAUUUAAAUCCCAACAUAAGACAAGUUAUUCUUAACCUCAUGGGAGGGGAUUCUGGUUAUUGCAAUCAGUGCAUGGAGAAAUGUCAGAGUCUUAAUUUAGGCUGGUAGGGUACAGAGGUGUGCCCCUUAGCCCCCACCCCCUGCUUGCCCCUAGACGAGGUAGAUAUGUGGGAGGUUCAGAACAGUUAGAGAGAGAAUCAGUUUUCAGGGACCUUAUGCAAGUUGAGACCUGACCUGUACAAAGCAUCAUGGGUGGAGCAGUUGUAGACACUGGUGACAGUGGGGUCAAGGCACCUGAUGGAGGAUGGGGUUGGGCUGUCCUCUUCGGCUGCUUCGUCAUAACCGGUUUCUCCUACGCCUUUCCCAAAGCGGUCAGCGUCUUCUUCAAAGAACUUAUCCGGGAGUUUGGAGUGGGCUACAGUGACACGGCUUGGAUCUCUUCCAUACUCCUUGCAAUGCUUUAUGGCACAGGGCCUAUAUGCAGCAUCCUAGUGAACCGUUUCGGGUGUCGCCCUGUGAUGAUGGUUGGGGGCCUUUUUGCAUCACUUGGCAUGAUUGUAGCAUCCUUUGCAACCAAUAUCAUCCACAUCUAUCUCGGCAUAGGAGUCAUAACCGGUUUGGGUCUUGCUCUGAACUUUCAGCCAUCCCUCAUCAUGCUGAACCGAUAUUUCAGUGAGAAAAGGCCCUUAGCCAAUGGGUUGGCUGCAGCUGGAAGUCCCGUGGCUCUGUGCUGUUUGUCUCCUCUUGGUCAGGUUCUUCAAUACAAGUAUGGUUGGCGUGGAGGCUUCCUAAUCCUUGGAGGGAUUCUACUGAACUGCUGUGCAUGUGGAGCCCUCAUGAGGCCCUUGAAAGCACCCAAAAAAACAAGCGGGGUGGACGAAAAGGAGAAAGAAACCAAACCAAAGCCCAAACUUCUUGACUUCACCGUCUUUAAAGAUCGUGGCUUUUUGAUUUACACGGUGGCUGCAGCCAUUAUGGUGUUAGGUCUUUUUGUGCCUCCUGUGUUUGUGGUAAGCUAUGCCAAGGAACUGGGCAAUGAAGACACCAAGUCUGCCUUGCUGCUCACCAUACUAGGGUUCAUCGAUAUCUUUGCCAGGCCAACAUGCGGUAUCAUCGCUGGGCUCAAGUGGGUUCGGCCACGAUGUGUUUACCUCUUCAGUUUCGCUAUGAUCUUCAAUGGCAUUACUGAUAUUAUUGGCUCCAUGGCCAAAGACUAUCCAUCUCUCGUGGUGUUCUGCAUCUUCUUCGGUAUCUCCUAUGGCAUGGUUGGAGCCUUACAGUUUGAAGUGUUGAUGGCCAUUGUGGGGACAGAGAAGUUCUCCAGUGCCAUUGGCUUGGUGCUGUUGGUUGAAGCUAUUGCUGUGUUGGUGGGACCACCUGGAGCAGGUCGUCUUCUGGAUGCUACAAAGAAUUACAUGUUCGUCUUCCUGCUGGCCGGGUGUGAGGUGGUCCUCGCAGCCCUUGUGCUUGCCAUCUGCAACAUGCUCUUCAUCAAAAGGAAUCCCCAACAGCCUGACCCUCCAGCCAAGAUGGAGAUGGCCAUUACUGAGACCGAGAUGGAGGAGCUCAACAAAGCACCAAAGGAUGACCAAGACAACGGAGGUGGUGAAAAUGGGAAGAAGCAAGCCAUCGAACAGGAAGGACCGACAAAAUCUGAUGAUAAAAAGAUUGAAGAGCCUGAAAGCAUAGGGUUGAACUCGAUAGAGGUGGAGAACGCGUCCAAAAAUGUGACUGAACCAAACGGUGUGGUUGUAGAACCUGAAUCCUCUCUAUGAAGAUACUAGAAUAGGUAUGACAGAGCUUCCCUUGUAGGACUCACGGACGUGCGUUUGAUGUUGUGGUGUAUGCUUUUUGUAUGCUUCAAGUGUGGUUGCAGAGGACCACUUUUAGACCUGCUCUGCAGUUCUGAUUCAGCCAUUUUUAGGCCGACCACUGCCUUGUAUGCUAGCAGACAUGUCAGGAUAUGUUCUCAAAAGGUUCUUGUUACAAAAAUAGAAUCGAUUUAUACUGUGGCACCAGAUUUUUGGCCAGUAAACACUCCACAUCAGAGCAGGUCACCAGCAUUAUACUGAAUAUUACCAGCUUGCUUCUUUGUGGCAUUCAGUGUUUACUAAUGUAGGUUUGUAGUAUCUGUUGUCAUCUACUGUAACAUUUUAAACUGGUCCUGGGAGAGACAAAUUGAAAUGUAUGACAUACAAAUGAGGAUCUUAGUUAGUCUUUUUAAAUUGGACCCAUUCUUGAAGAAUGUACGGAGUUCAGACAUGCUUGUAUUAUGUUUCAAAGUACAUAUUAUUGGAGGACAAAGCUCUGUUACAUAUUUUUAUAGUGUUUGGUUUUUGCAAUUUUGUUAAUUUUAACUUUCUUGUAUAGAUUCAGUAUUUAUAUUAAAGUGUUGAUGUCAGUUGGCAGCUCCACUUUAUAUUUAUUUGUAUUUUAAAUGUCAGUGUUUUCAGAUCAACUGCAUCAAUCACGAGAGGGCCACAGUUUAUACUUGUGAUAUGUUGGUUAUGUAACAUCUAUUUUCAGUUCAAUCAACAUUUGACUUUUUUUUUUUUUUUUUGGAAAACCAAAUGGUACUAUAAGAUUUAUGAAAAAUGCGGUGUGGAUAAAACCCUUGAAAACUUUACCUCGUCUUGUUUUUUCACCAGCACUGUGUGAGUAGUAGACCCUCUUUUACUACGUUCUAAAGAAACUUGAGCUGUUUUUGGUUGUGCCUUAAGUCUUGUAGCCGUACAGAAUUUGUGAAUCAUUUUAGAAAUAAAUAUCCUUCCCUCUCCACUGGACCUUGACUCAUCAUUUUUUUUUUUUUAACUUCAAGCUUGAUUCAGUUGCCCACUUUACUAGUAUUCAACUAUGCUUUAAGUUACUGAGUGAACUGAUUUGCCCUGAAAUUAUGGUAGCUAGUAAAAAGGCAGUGAAAAUUGUAAAUGACCACAGUGUUUACUCCAAGACAGUAAGACAUAGUCCAGAUCCUAUUAGCGCAGUAUUUUCAGUUCAGUCCAGCUGGUGUCCUUCUGUAAAUGCACCUUAAGCAGCGGCUCAUCUGAAACAGUGAGGUAAACCAGCAAGGUGAUCAAUCCUGCUCUUAAAUAUCUACCCAUGCUGUGGAGUUUAAAUCUCGCUUUAAUGAACUUAAACUUAAUAAAAACUUGCUUUAAUAAAAUGAACAAUGUUAAGCCAAGUAAGCUGAAACCGAAACAUGGUUAAAGUACAAGAUGUUUCUCAGACUUAAGCAGAGCAAAAAGACAUAGUACAUAUAUAUACUGACACCCAAAGCAAUUUUGGAUGUUUCAGUGCAACUAUGGUAUUCGACGCAUACAAGGCAAAAAAUAGAUUAUAGAUGCAUGUGACAAGAGGAGCAAGAAAAAUAGAUGGUAGAUUGUAGCUAGAAAGAAAAAGGCAGUAGGAUGGGUUGAGCAUAGAGUAAGAUAAAGCUCAAAGCCUCCUGAAGAACACGAUCAUGAGAAAUUCACAGUGACAAGAAUAGUGGGUUACUAUACUGCCUAAGGUAUCAAUGGCAGUAACUGCGAUACUGGCAUGAACUACAAAGCCCAGUGCUUUCUAGAAAACAGGACCUGUUUUCAAAAGUAAUAAAAUCUUAAUGGUGGAUAAGCAAAAAUAUGCACAAUUUUAAUUUUAUGACGACAGCACAAAACAACUUGCCCCACUAAUUAUUUACGGAUUAAAAAAAAAAAAAAAAAUGCAACCACAAACAAGUACAAGUAAUUCAUUUAUUUACACUGUUUAAAAUACACAAAUACGGUGGUAAUACAAAUUCUUACAGGAUGACAAAUUGGCAUGACUUCCACAAAAGUAUGUGGAGCCCAUAGCAACCAUGGGCUUCAAAAUGGGGGAGAAUCAGACGAAAACUUUUACCCAGGAAGUUGCCAAUGUCCCCUACAGACGACAGGGGAACAAGAUGACCAGACCAGCUUUGAAGGUGCAUUAGAAAAGCCACAUCAGUGCUGGAAUAUUUUGUAAAAGGGGAAAUUAUUAUUUUUUUUAAAUCACUAAACAUCAGAGCAAGACUUUGAUUUGUUUUCAUUCUUUCAACCUUUGCAAAGACGAUUGUUAUCUCCAACAAAUGAUUUUUCACUUCCAAAACGCCAUCUGAACCAUCAGAACACAAACUUACAGAAAAGCAUAAACAACCUUCUCAGAAGACGACACAUGUAGCAGUUCUAAGUAUGAGCUCCAUGAGUCAAAACAACACCCUCAAGAGUCAAAGUUCAAGUUCAGAAUGCUCGAAACCCCCAAAAUCUGGCACUUCAUUGUUGUGGCUUUAUGAAAGAGUGGAUAAAAAUAACAGGUGAUAAAUUUCAGACUCAAACCAUCUGCGGUCAUUUCAUAGUCUUUCUAAAGAGUUGCAUGGAAACAUUUACACGAUUAUUUUACAGUUAUUUCACAGCUUAGAAACAGAAGAGACACAAUAAUGGGGGUGGCAGUAUUGUACAGUUAAAGAGAUCAAUAUAGCAGACAAACAGGCGAGGUUCACAGGGUCCCUCUGUGAGGACGUGUACGAGUGAAAACCACGCUGUGGAGUCAGUAUGCCAUGAGCGAUGUAUGCUGAGAUUUUGGCCCCUUUGUGGUCAGUCCACUCUAUACCACCAGCUUCACCUUGGGAAAGGAACCUCACCAGCUACAGAGGGUUAUUAAAAUGUAUAUUAAAAAAUAAAUACACUGAGUAAAUAAAAAAAAAAAAAAAAAAAA
This is a messenger RNA of Onychostoma macrolepis, 4949 nucleotides long. RefSeq names its product solute carrier family 16 member 3b (gene slc16a3b). Gene Ontology annotation, cellular component: membrane. The record is from RefSeq and is a predicted model, not a curated record. Gene Ontology annotation, biological process: monocarboxylic acid transport; transmembrane transport. Bases 488 to 2014 code for a protein of 508 amino acids. Gene Ontology annotation, molecular function: monocarboxylic acid transmembrane transporter activity. The transcript has 5 exons. Lineage: Eukaryota; Metazoa; Chordata; Actinopteri; Cypriniformes; Cyprinidae.